Molecule: messenger RNA, 699 nt
Organism: Bombyx mandarina (wild silkworm)
Lineage: Eukaryota; Metazoa; Arthropoda; Insecta; Lepidoptera; Bombycidae
Source: RefSeq, a predicted model, not a curated record
UUCGGUUCUCCAGAGCGAAUUAUAACAGAUCGUAAUGCUGCUUUUACUUCUAAUGAUUUCAAAACAUACUGUAACGAAGAAAACAUAACACACUAUGUAAUAACUACCGGUCAGCCGAGAGGAAACGGUCAAGUUGAGAGAAUACACCAAAUAAUAAUAAACGUGCUGAGUAAACUCACAUCAGACGAUCCUGCAAAAUGGUACCGACAGAUUGGCAAAGUGCAACGUUGUUUAAAUGGGACUUACCAAAGAAGUAUUGGGAUGACACCCUUUGAACUGCUUACUGGAAUCAAAAUGAGAGACAAAAGUGAUGAUAUUCUAAAGUUGAUAGAAAAGGAGAAUUUAGUAUACUUUCAAGACAAAAGAUCAGAACUUAGAGACAGAGCAAAGCAAAAUAUUCAGAAAAUUCAAGAAGAAAAUCGAAAAGUUUACAAUCGCAAAAGACGAGAAGCUAUACAGUAUGAGAUCGGAGACCUAGUAGCGAUUAAGAGAACACAAUUCGUUCAAGGCUAUAAGCUACAUCCGAAGUAUUUAGGACCAUAUCAAAUUAUACAGAAAAAAAGGAAUGACAGAUACACCGUGAAGAAGAUAGGAGACGGUGAAGGACCUAUUAACACCACUAGCUCCGCUGACAUGAUGAAACCAUGGUCUAAUGGUGAUGACGAACAAGAACCGCAUUCAUCCGGGCCAGAUGAAUAA